Messenger RNA from Penicillium antarcticum, 348 nucleotides. RefSeq lists its product as uncharacterized. Lineage: Eukaryota; Fungi; Ascomycota; Eurotiomycetes; Eurotiales; Aspergillaceae. The transcript has a single exon. The coding region runs from base 1 to 348 and encodes 115 amino acids. The record is from RefSeq and is a predicted model, not a curated record.
AUGACAGAUGCGGAAACCGCGGAUACGGAGACCGCGGAUAUCGAGGUCACUGGAGCUGACAUGGCUGAUGCAGAGACUGCCCAUGCCGAGAUCGCCCAGCCGGAGACCACUCACAUAGAGAUCGGCAGUGGGGACACCUCAAUCAAGAACACGGUCGACAAGAGAUCCAAGGCGUCUGCUAAGAGACUCAGAAGGUCUGAGCCCCCCUUGAGCGGCAUUUCCAAGGCCAAGACAAAGGCCAGAACUUCGAAGCCCAUGGAGACACGACAGGCACUCCUGGAGACGGCAAUCAAGUUGGAGCUGAGCGAUUCGGAGCUGAAGGUGGAGCCCAUGAAGAUGGAGCCAUGA